Varanus komodoensis (Komodo dragon) is the source of this 1470-nucleotide messenger RNA. It is a transcript of the gene GPR18, whose product is annotated as G protein-coupled receptor 18. Gene Ontology annotation, molecular function: G protein-coupled receptor activity. NCBI's taxonomy places the organism in Eukaryota, Metazoa, Chordata, Lepidosauria, Squamata, Varanidae. Bases 305 to 1297 code for a protein of 330 amino acids. The record is from RefSeq and is a predicted model, not a curated record. Gene Ontology annotation, biological process: positive regulation of Rho protein signal transduction; phospholipase C-activating G protein-coupled receptor signaling pathway. The transcript has a single exon. Gene Ontology annotation, cellular component: membrane.
AACCCUAUUCCCUCCCGUCAAGUGAAAGCAUGAAACUGGCCAGUUGUAAAUGUAGUUUUCAGUACAAAACUAAUCAUAGAAUUGAAGAAUUGUAAGGGGCCUAGAAGGCCAUUGGGUCCAACCUCUUACUCAAUGCAGGACUCCAAGUUACUCGUAAAGCAUCCCAAACAAAUAGCUCACCUGCUGCAUCUUGACUGCCUCCAGUGCAGGCCAGUUCACAAACUCUUCAGGGCCAACUAACUUGACUAAUUGCAGAAUUUAACUAAUCAUUAUUCUAUUUUGUUCUUAGAUACAUUAUGAAGCUAUGAUGAGCCACAAUCAAAGUCUAAUGACAAUGUCUGGAAAUAUUCAUCCAGAAGAAUACAGAAUUUCAUCACUUGUCUUCUUCAGCUUUAUUUUCAUAAUUGGAUUACUUGUUAAUGUCACAGCACUCUGGGUCUUCAGCUGUACCACCAAGAAGAGAACAACCAUAUCUAUUUACAUGAUGAAUGUUGCACUGCUUGACUUGUUUUUCAUAUUUUCUUUGCCUUUUCGGAUGCAUUACUAUGGAAAAGGUACUUGGAUCUUUGGAAAAGUCUUCUGCCAGGUUCUCAGUGCUUUCACUGUUUUUUACCCCAGUGUGGCUCUAUGGCUACUAGCUUUUAUAAGUGUUGACAGAUAUUUGGCUGUUGUUCAGCCCAAACAUGCCAAGAAACUCAAGAAUAAAACCAAGGCUCUGGUAGUUUGCACAGGUCUUUGGAUAAUAACCCUUUUGACAACUUCUUCAUUAUUCUUCUUAUAUCCUGAUCCAGAUAAAACUUCCAAUUUCACCACCUGCAUUAAGAUGAUGGAUAUUAUCUACCUAAAGGAAGUCAGUGUGUUAAACAUUUCUCGGAUGGUUUUUUUUUUCUUGAUCCCCUUGUUUAUCAUGGUUGCAUCUUAUCUAGUCAUCAUUUAUAGUCUCAUUCAUGGACGAAUUUCCAAGCUGAAACCAAAGGCUAAAGAGAGGUCAAUCAGAAUUAUUGUGACACUGAUCAUCCAAGUGCUUGUGUGUUUUGUGCCUUUUCAUAUUUGUUUUGUGUUCCUGAUGCUCCAAGAUGGACAAAUAAGCUACAAUCCAUGGGGAGCAUUUACAACUUUUCUCAUGAAUCUCAGCACAUGUCUAGAUGUAAUUCUGUACUACCUGGUUUCAAAACAAUUUCAAGCCCGAGUAAUCAGUGUCAUGCUUUAUCGUAAUUAUCUUCGAAGUGUAAGAAGAAAAAGUAUAAGAUCUGGUAGCAUGAGAUCAUUAAGUAAUAUCAACAGUGAGAUAAUAUAAAAAGUGUAUAUAUCUCUAUACGAUGCAUGCACCAGAUGAUUUAACUCAGGUUAAGAAAGUGUGGCAAAGCAUACUAAAAUGUUCCACUGUGUUAUGAAAGAAUGGCUUUAUUAUUCUAUCUCAAACCAUUUCCCCUGAUAAAGAGGUUACCCUAGUUUGAAACAUAUUGAUUU